AUGCCCCCUGAUAUUCUUUAUUUUCGUCCUCUUGUUCAAUUUUCACGCCCUCUCAUAACUCAAGCACAACCAAAUCCACCUUCUAUAUUUCACAAAUACCAAAAAGUAACAAAAGAGAUGAACCUCACAAAAAAGAAACUCAUCCCUAUUCUUGUUUUGUUCCUCUCAAUCAUAUCAGUCCUCAGAAUUCUUAGCCUCACUCUCAAAACUCAUUCAUCUUCUGCUUCUCCACCUUUUGCCUAUACAAAUGAAUCAUCAUUGCAUCCAAGAGUAUCUCACAACAUCUCUGCUACAUUCCAAGAGAAAGAAUUUAAAGUUUUAAUAAAUAUAAUCUCUCUUAAAUCACCAUGCAACCUUCUCAUAUUUGGAUUUCAACCUCAGUUCCUUAUUCUUUCAUCAAUGAACGAAGCCGGUAGCACCGUCUUUCUCGACAAUAACCACGACAGAGCAACAACAAACUACAACAACAACACUCAAAUACACAGUUUCAGCUACAAUGUGCCAACAAAAGAAGCUUAUAAACUACUCAAACAUGCAAGAAACAAUCCAGUAUGUGCACCAGACCCAAGAUACCUACAAACAUCAAAAUGCAAUCUUGCAUUGAAAAAUUUGCCUGCAAUAGUGUAUGAGAAGAAUUGGGAUGUCAUACUUGUGGAUGGACCGAGCGGCGAUUCGACCGAGUCACCGGGCAGAAUGGCAUCCAUUUACACUGCUGGUGUACUUGCUAGAGGUGGGAAUGUUUCAGAUGUAAUAGUACAUGAUGUAAAUAGAAUGGUAGAGAAAUGGUUUUCUUGGGAGUUUCUUUGUGAUGAGAAUUUGUUGUAUUCUAAAGGGAAGUUAUGGCAUUUCAGAAUUAGAGGUAGUUUGAAUUCCACUACAUUUUGCUCUGUGACAGACAGGGUAAGUACAUAA
Lathyrus sativus (Indian pea) is the source of this 912-nucleotide messenger RNA. NCBI's taxonomy places the organism in Eukaryota, Viridiplantae, Streptophyta, Magnoliopsida, Fabales, Fabaceae. The record is from the annotation of a GenBank genome assembly.